Molecule: messenger RNA, 666 nt
Organism: Didymodactylos carnosus
Lineage: Eukaryota; Metazoa; Rotifera; Eurotatoria; Philodinida; Philodinidae
Source: the annotation of a GenBank genome assembly
AUGCUGAGUGGAGGAAGCGGCUAUCAUCGACACCAUCACACUACUAUCGAACAUCAAAUAAUUCCCAUACAUGGAAAUCCCUACACAUUUAAAAAUCGUCUUGGUAGUGGAGGCUUUGGAACGGUUUAUCGAGCGAGAGCACCAAAUGGAGCGCAAGUGGCCAUUAAAGUUAUUAAUAUUAAUCAAGAGCCGGAGAUUGGCAUGCAGUUAGUCGAAUCAUAUCUUAACGAAAUUGAAAUGAUGAAUAGACUAAGACAAGAAUCCCGACAUGUUCAUAUGGAUUUGAAACCAGAAAAUCUAAUAGUAUUUGGUCGUACACUAAAAAUAUGUGACCUUGGGAUAUCAAGAAAAUCAGAUAUGUUAGGUGCUGGCGGAAUUGGAACGCCAUAUUUUAGUGCUCCCGAAGUGAUGCAAGAGGAAUACGGUGUAUAUAGACAUUAUUCCCCGAAGGCAGAUAUCUGGAGCAUGGGAGCAAUAUUAUAUUAUAUGACUUAUGGACAGCCGCCUCGUUAUCAUAGCGGUUACGCCUCUGCUCCACCUCCGGGGAUGCACACAACGCGAGAUAAUGCGUUACAAGAUUUGCUUCAUCAUACUCUUCAUACAAGUCCACAUAGUCGUCCGAAUAUAACAUGGGUGGCGCAACAUCCUUAUACACUUAGGUCUUGA